AUGGUCGGUCGACCGGUUUUUGCUUGGAUUUCGGUGAUAUGGGCGAUUUUGCUGGUCCAGACGACGCUCGCCGCCAGCGUCUUUAUCCCCGCGACGAGCUCGCUAUUUCAAUACGAUCAAGAAUGGAAAAAUGCGACGUCUGAUCCGACGAUUAUGACCGCUACGAACAGCGGCUCGUUUUAUUUUCUCUUUCGUGGUUUCAACUUUAGUAUUCACUUUUCGCCGCCUUAUGAAGGUGAUAUGGGCCUCUGGUUUAAUGGGAACCAAUACGUGAAUCUAUCCGACGUAUACCGGACCGGCAAUACGAGAGAGUCAAGUUUCAAGCCUGGAUUGGCCGAAUAUUUUGUUCAGGGUUCAGAUGAAGACCAUCAAAUCCACUUCUCCUAUACCAACACGAAUGCGAGCGACGUAUUUGGGUUUGGUGGCCUCACAAUUGGCACUUCUGGUGAUACCUACAUAGCCCCGAAUAUGUACGGUAUCUCUGCGACGGUGGCACCGUUGGAUCGGCAUAUCAUGGACAAUACCGCUCUCAACUACUCUACGGGAGACUGGAAACUGUCGAGGAAUGCUUCGUUUGCAUAUGGUCAAACUUUGGCGUCUACAAAUGUUGUUGGCGCAAGUGUCUCUUUGACGUUUACGCAAGACGUGUCGACUCUCUGGCUGUUUGGAACUCUUUCGAGGGAAGGCGCGACGUUGAAUAUUACGUUUCCUUCAAACAACCAGAUUACCUAUCUCAACAAUUACGGAAUUCGGAGGUCGUAUCUCAACGAUAGCUUGGUGCAGGCCAUACUCUGGUCAUCUGGUCAAAUGUCCGUCACGCCAGGGAGCACAAUGAAUAUCACGCUUGCUGGUGGGACGUUUGAUCUCGAUUACAUUUUAUACUCGACGCCAUCCGUCAAGGGCAAAUCCUGGGGUCUCUAUAUAACCGUUAUCGUAAUAGGGGCGCUGUUCACGCUGUUUGGCCUAAGCGGAUUGAUAUUCUGGCGAUGGAAACGGCAAAAGAAGCGAAAGAAAUCAAGAAACGUGGAUCGAAAAGGAGUGCUCUCCGGCGGGAUUGACGAAAUGCCUCUGCGGUCACCGAUAGAUAGUAGCGUGGCUAUAUCUCAGGAAGAUAUCAACUUCAUGCAGCCUCCAGUUGCAGAGUCGGUCGAUCCUCCGACCGUCGCCCUUCGAACGAUUGGGCUGCCGAGGGUGGAGAAUCCAACGACACCAUCUCCCGCGUACGAGUCGAGACCGACGGGAACUCAUUCGUCGCGGAGCACACAUGUCACCUCCUCUGUGGCGACGACGCCUUCUGUGGUUGCAACAGAGCAAGAGGUGUUGCCUGCAUGGAGUCCGCCCCCACCAUCGUAUUUGACCGUUUCCGAACUGGUGAGCGAAGCUCGGAGGGGGAUGAUACCGUUGGACCAGGAGACGCUAGAACGGCUGUUUGAGCGUGUCAUGGUGUUGAGGAGAGAAGGCCGGUCGUCGGCGGCGUGGAUAAAUCGACCGGGGGGUGGAUUGGGCUUCCAUGCAAACCCGACUGGGGAUACGAUUGUGGAAGAGGAAGAGGUGGAUGAAUUGGAGGCGCUCGCGAGGCGAAUUGCAGGCAUUGAGACGAUGCCGUCGCCGAUGCCACUGAGCACAAAGCGGUGA
Messenger RNA from Serendipita indica DSM 11827, 1635 nucleotides. NCBI's taxonomy places the organism in Eukaryota, Fungi, Basidiomycota, Agaricomycetes, Sebacinales, Serendipitaceae. The record is from the annotation of a GenBank genome assembly.